This is a messenger RNA of Neogale vison (American mink), 414 nucleotides long. It is a transcript of the gene GAL, whose product is annotated as galanin and GMAP prepropeptide. NCBI's taxonomy places the organism in Eukaryota, Metazoa, Chordata, Mammalia, Carnivora, Mustelidae. Bases 1 to 378 code for a protein of 125 amino acids. Gene Ontology annotation, cellular component: extracellular region. Gene Ontology annotation, molecular function: hormone activity. The record is from RefSeq and is a predicted model, not a curated record. The transcript has 5 exons.
AUGUCCGGCGGCCGCGCCCUCCUGCUCGCCGGGCUGCUCCUCGCCGCGGCCCUUUCGGCCUCCCCCGGGCUCGGGUCACCGGUGAAGGAGAAGAGAGGCUGGACCCUGAACAGUGCCGGCUACCUUCUCGGUCCACAUGCCAUUGACAACCACAGAUCGCUUCACGAAAAGCCUGGCCUCGCUGGCAAGCGGGAACUCCCUCCUGAAGACGAGACAAGGCCAGGAGGCUUUGCCGGGUCGCCGGCAGAGAACGCUGCCAUGCGCACGAUCAUAGAGUUUCUGACUUUCUUGCAUCUCAAAGAGGCCGGAGCCCUGGAGGACCUGCCCGACCUGCCCGACCUGCUACCCACGGUUCCUGCAGAGGACGAGCAGCCCUGACGACGCUCGCGGCUCCUCUGUGCCCCGGCGCCUGCG